AUGAAAUUGGUUGAUAUUUUACUUGUACUGACUGCGGCAGCAACCGCUAAUGCAAUACUGACACCGACUGAUAACAAUGGCUCACCACAAGCAUCAGGCACUUCUAGUCAAUUGUCUGGUCCAACCAAUGAUCUUAAUCCACAAAUUCCCGACCAAGACUGGCAAGAUAUAAUGGAUAUAAUUAAUUCAAACACAUCCAAUGAAGACCAACAACAGCCAAUGGAUCAACCCAGUCCGAGCACUCCCAAACGAAGUCGAAAACGGCCAAUUGAUGAACACGGUUCAAGCAUUUCCAAAUAUGAUCAGAGACAAUCGAUGAAUCAAGCCGGUCCGAGUGCUUCCAAACAAAGUCGGAAACAAUCAAUUGAUAAACCCGGUCUAGGCAUUCCUGACAAAGACUGGCAACGCCUAAUAGAUGAAAUCAAUUCAGACACUUUUGAAGACUGGCAAGAACUGUUUGAUAUAGCUGGUUUAAAUACUCCCAGUCAAGUUUCUGACCCAAUUGAUCAAGUCAGUCCAAACACUUUUGACAAAGACCAACAACCAGCUGAUCAACCCAGUUCAGGUAUUCUCGAUCAAACUCAGCAACACCUAAUGGAUGCAACUGAUUUAAAUAUCUUCAACAAAGAUCAGCAACAGCCGAUUGAUCAGUCCAGUCCAAGCACUUCCAGUCAACACCAGCAACAACCAAUGAGUGAAAGCGAGUCAGACAAUGCUGUUACAAAUCAAGUUAUUGUAUUAAACGAACAGGAUCAGAGAACCUUUAAUCGCAUGAAGAAAAGGCUUGUAGAGUCUAAAAUAAUACGAAACAACAAAUGGCAAGAAUAUCGUAGGUAUGUAGACCUUGAAUUCGAACAAUGGUCGGCGUUAGCAAUGGGCAAAGAAAUAUCUGGAUCAACGUACGAUCCAAACAUUGAAGAGAAAUUAAGAAAAGAGUAUAAAAAGUUAAGUACAAGAGUAUACGGUAUCAAACAAGAAUUGAAGAUUUUUAUGAAAAGGCGUGGUUUGAGAUUCGAAGAACCGGACUCGGAUUCAGAUUAA
Batrachochytrium dendrobatidis JAM81 is the source of this 1041-nucleotide messenger RNA. RefSeq lists its product as uncharacterized. Bases 1 to 1041 code for a protein of 346 amino acids. NCBI's taxonomy places the organism in Eukaryota, Fungi, Chytridiomycota, Chytridiomycetes, Rhizophydiales. The transcript has a single exon. The record is from RefSeq and is a predicted model, not a curated record.